Rhizoctonia solani is the source of this 1503-nucleotide messenger RNA. RefSeq names its product Es2 domain-containing protein. Lineage: Eukaryota; Fungi; Basidiomycota; Agaricomycetes; Cantharellales; Ceratobasidiaceae. Bases 1 to 1503 code for a protein of 500 amino acids. The transcript is spliced from 5 exons. Gene Ontology annotation, cellular component: catalytic step 2 spliceosome. The record is from RefSeq and is a predicted model, not a curated record.
AUGACACAUCCCGGAUCUUGCUCAGCUGCUGGCUCUUCAGAAUAUCACGGUGCUCUGAUUCGUUCAGGGGAAUCCAAGUCUUUGUCGCGCCAGGUCAUCCUAGAUGAAGACAGCUACACAUCCGCAUUAUCAGACAUUAUUGCUCGUGACUUCUUCCCUUCGCUCGCACAUCUGGACGCCACAAAUGGAUACCUGUCUGCUUUGGAUACAAGAGACCCAGAGCAAAUAUCCAAAUCUGUUCGAAGGCUACAGGAUCUAGCUGCUACACCAACACCUGGUCACUACCGAAACCUUCAGACACCGUCUCAUACGCCUUAUGGUGCUGGACCCUCCGAUACCCCUAUAUCUAGGCGGUCUGAAUUUGAGCCGCGAGGGAACUCUAUCACUAAGGGCCUCUCGCUGGACGAAUUCCAAGCUCGCUAUACCUCAGAAGAUAAUGCUAGUUUUGCGACGAUUCUCGAUGACGAAAAUAGACAACGAAAGGAAAAGUGGGGCUGGGCUUGGGAGGCCCAAACCAAAGUCGAGGAGCGUAAAGCCAUUGAAUACACCCGACGGGAGACUGCACUCUUGGAGGCUGUGAAAGCGACCCUGGCCAUUACUGCUACUGGCGAGCCAAACACUUCGCCUAAAGCUAUUUUGGCCGGAGACUCGUUAAGUUCUAGCGAUCUCGAAGGGAAAGGCUUGGAAGUCGCACUUGUGUCUCACCAGGGUUCCGAAGGAGAUAAACAGUUAGUAAAAGCUGAGCAAAUCCAAACUAUAGAGGAGGUCAUGGCCCCAAAAAAGGACGAUAGGCCAGCAGGCGUACCGGGCUGGAAGUUUAAGGCCCGUAACUCGUUAAUGUUUCCUCCCGACGCCAACCAAUCCCCAUACGAUGACGAAGCCUCUGGGGUGACUGAGCCGUCAAGUCCGACACACAGCCGUGUCGAUGCAGCGAUCGCCGGGCGUCCAUAUGUAUCGGGUGGAGAAACACCUAAAGUUGCAGGACAUUCGUUCGUGUCGGAAACGGCCUCUCCUUCGCCAUCACAAAUGGGCCCGGUGGGGUUGAAGCAGUUGAUGACUUGGGGUACUUUGCAAGGAACCCCGAGAGUCAUUUCUUCGGAUGGAGAUGACACCCCCACUGCUGAUCCCCAAACCCCGUUCCGCAUUGCUGAACCCUCUCGGCGGGACCUACUCUCUCAUCGACUAGCAAAUAAGGCGUCCAAGUCACUCGCACAGCGCGCGGCUCUACUAUCCCCUUACCCCACACGGGGGACUGCAACUCCGAGGUCAGAAGCUGGAGCAAUACGGAUUAAACAAAGUGGGGGAAGGAUGCCGCCUCCGAUGAUGACACCGCGUCGAUCGGAAGUAUCACUAAGUCCUGCAGCGCGAAAGCUCCUGAGCCGAACAGGAGGCGUAUCAACAAUGGCGCAGCGUGAAGGCUGGGGUGACGCGGCCACGAAACAAUCUAAGGACCUUGCUAAGGAACGAUGGACUCCAAGUCCUGCUGUCAACCGACGAUCGUGA